AUGUCGCUUGUUCUUGGUGUUGAUGCCCUGGAUUCGAGUCUCUAUGAGUCUGAUAAUCCGUUGGACCCCAAAAUCGGGUUCCCUUGGCCCGAAGGUCGAAACUCCUCUUUCCACGACAAGAAGUUUAUAACCCAACCAGCAGACAAGAAUACAAAGGAAUUCUGCAUCUUGGUGGAGAAAUCCAAGAUUAACAAGCGCAUUCUGGCGUUGUGCACCAGCAGUCACGAGCUAUACAUGCGUAGAAGGAAGUCUGACUCUAUCGAAGUGCAAUAG
Hydatigera taeniaeformis is the source of this 273-nucleotide messenger RNA. Lineage: Eukaryota; Metazoa; Platyhelminthes; Cestoda; Cyclophyllidea; Taeniidae. The record is from the annotation of a GenBank genome assembly.